Messenger RNA from Eurytemora carolleeae, 916 nucleotides. RefSeq lists its product as uncharacterized. The transcript is spliced from 8 exons. The record is from RefSeq and is a predicted model, not a curated record. The coding region runs from base 32 to 916 and encodes 294 amino acids. Lineage: Eukaryota; Metazoa; Arthropoda; Copepoda; Calanoida; Temoridae.
AUGUGAUUUUCAAUUUGAAAAAUUCAUCAACAUGAGUGCAGAGAAUGAGGAGAGGAGAAGAGGAAGAACGGAGAGUAGACAAUCCAAGAUGUCGAGUAGACCAGAGAAGGAGAGGGGAGAGAAAUCAGAGAGACUUGAACGCGGGGACCGUGAGCGGAACAGUCGGAGCCGACGGGAGAGCAAGGCGGAUAACGGCGAGGGGGAGAAGGCGGAGAAGCCGGAGAAGGUUACAGUGAGCCGUCCGGGGACGGCCAAACCGCCCGCAGAACUGGUCGAUGUUACUCCGGGAAAAAGUUUUAGCAGAAGGUGUGUUUUACUGACUGUAGCUUCCACAGCAAUAUUCUGUAUAGGGUUGGGAGCAGCAAUAUUCUAUUUAAUCUACUACCUCGCUUUUGAAAUAAGUUUCUGUCCGUGGACUAAAACUGGAACAGGUUGCUAUCAGUAUUUCCAGGAUAGUAAGGAUUGGUUCGAUGCACAACAGCUCUGUAGGAAGAGAGGAGGAAGAUUAGCAGAACUCUCAGGGUUUGACAAACAGACAGAUGUGGUAGCUCUUUAUACACGUGGAGGGCACAGUCCUUCAUGUUUCUGGAUUGGAGGAUUCGAGUCUGACCCUGAUGAGAUGCUGUAUACCUGGAAUAUAUCUGGCACAGUGAUGAAUCAGUAUUAUAUUGAGUGGGAGUCAGGGUACCCUAAAAACAGUAUAUUAAAAGCUAGAAAUAUCUCUAACAAUACCAGAGAGGUUACUUUAGCUUUAAUGGAGAUUACGACCAUCUUACCCCCAGAGGGUGACCCCGAAGACCAUGGGGUUGAAGUUCCUGUCAUGCCUGUUGCUGGUGUGUCUGAGGGCGGAGGUGGAACUGUUGACUCACAUGUCCUUGCUGACGCUGAGAAGGGCGGAAAUCCUGCAGUCCUUUGA